Molecule: messenger RNA, 849 nt
Organism: Candidula unifasciata
Lineage: Eukaryota; Metazoa; Mollusca; Gastropoda; Stylommatophora; Geomitridae
Source: the annotation of a GenBank genome assembly
AUCAUCAUGCUGCAGGGAAUUCCCGAAAUCGUGCAGUUCAUGAUGAACAAGGGCUGGGUGCUCAGCUGGCUGCUGUGCAAGACCAACCGCUUCGUGCUGGUGGUGGCCCUCUAUGCUUCGGUGAUGACCUUGGUGUCCAUUUGUGUGGAGAGAUACAUCGGGAUCGUGCACCCGAUGCGAGCUCACAUCCUGUGUAGCAGAACCCGGAUUGCAGUGACCGUCUCCGUCAUCUGGCCGGUGGCUGUGGUAGCUGGCACUCCCACUCUUCUGUUUAAUGAAAUGCAGAACAGUGCUGGGGAUGUCAAGGUGAAGUUUUGCCACAUGCACUUCCCCCAUGACCCACUGACCUACUUCCUAAUGUUUAAGUACACGGAACUGGCCAUCUUCUACGUGCUGCCCCUGAUGGUCCAAGUGCUGCUCUACGGCCAGGUCUCCAGGCAGCUCUUUCACGGCUCCAGCAAACUGCGCAGGGAAAGUGCCAGCGACGCGCUGCUGGCCAGGCGAGGAGUAGUGAAAAUGUUGAUGCUGAGUGUCCUUGUGUAUCUGCUGAGCUACUUUCCCCACCACGCACUUCUAGUCUACAUGACCUUCUGGCCAGAGGAGUUUCAUACCACAUGGACCCUGAAUGUCCUGGUGAGUGUUCUGGCCUACAUGAACUCUGCCGCCAACCCGGUUCUCUACGGCAUCUUUAGCCAGAACUUCCGACUCAGCUUCCGCUCUAUAUUGUGCCGGUCACCCCGGCAACCAGCGCUUCCCAGCUGUCAGUUCUACAGAAAGGCCACCUUUAGCACCAGUGGCAAGUUUGCUAGAGCUACAAGCCUUAUCCAUUCGGGUCAGUCGGAACUGUAG